AUGGGUACCAAUUGUACUGUUUUUUGUUUUCUUCAUGAUGAAUUUUCACAAGCUAAGCUUAAACUAUGGAAAUUAGAUGAAAAUAAUUGUCAAUGUGUUUGGUUUAAACAAAAUCAAAUGUGUACUCUACUUCAAUCAUUUGCUAGUGAAUGUGGCGUUGCACGUGGUUUAAAUGACUCUUUUUCAACAAUUUCACCUCAUCGAAUAGGUGGAAAUAUUGAUAUGAAAUAUUUGACAAAAAGAGCAAAACUUUAUUUAGUAUUGGUAAUGGACAUGCAGCAUAAGGUGAUGGAGAAGUGUGUCGUACAGCAAUUGAAACACUAAUUAUUGUUUAUGUUUAUUUAUCUGUAUGAGAUGGAGAUGAGUUUAAACACGUAAUAUUUCCAUGUUUAUUAACUCAACUUGAUAUGAGACAAUCGACACAAUAUUAUUCAGUUUUAGGUUCAGUGGUAGUAGAUAUUCAAGCAACACAAGUUAUUAAUAUGCCGAAUUAUACAAUAGGAACAUUUUUAUCCUUAGAUAUUUUUGUCAAUGAAAAUCAAUAAGAAGAAUUGAUUUCUUUUUCUUGUUGUUUAUGAAUAAAUUUAAUUGGACACGCAAAGUACUAUUUGUGUUAAUGAUUGCUGAUGUAAAUAAUAAUAAUCAAACAUUUUUAGUAAUAUUCAUCGAUAGUAUGAUUGUUUCCUGCGUAGCAUUGAAAAAAUUAGUCGACGCAGUUCCUGUUUCUUGCAUGAUGAAAGCACCAAGUUAAGGCAAAUUAUUAAUAAUUCUCUUGUAUUAUAUUGAUAGAACUACUGGAAACAUGAAAAGUUAAUUAAUUUAUUCUA
Rotaria sordida is the source of this 827-nucleotide messenger RNA. The record is from the annotation of a GenBank genome assembly. NCBI's taxonomy places the organism in Eukaryota, Metazoa, Rotifera, Eurotatoria, Philodinida, Philodinidae.